UUUAAAGCCAGCCAAGAUGGCGGACUACGAUUUGACAACCAAAAUAGCCAAUUUUUUGGACCGGCAUUUGGUUUUUCCUCUCUUGGAGUUCCUGUCUGUGAAAGAGAUUUACAAUGAGAAGGAACUUCUUCAGGGGAAGCUGGACCUCCUCAGCGACACAAACAUGGUGGACUUCGCCAUGGAUGUCUACAGAAACCUGUACCCAGACAAGGAAAUCCCACACUCCUUGAGGGAGAAGAGGAGUACUGUGGUGGCCCAACUGAAGCAGCUCCAGUCAGAGACGGAGCCCAUUGUCAAGAUGUUCGAGGACCCGGAGACCACGCGGCAGAUGCAGUCCACGAGAGACGGGAGGAUGCUGUUUGAUUACCUGUCAGAGAAACACAAUUUUCGUCAAGAAUACCUGGACACGCUGUACAGGUACGCCAAGUUUCAGUACGAGUGUGGUAACUAUUCUGGGGCUGCUGAGUACCUCUACUUCUUCCGUGUCUUGGUUCCCUCCACAGACAGAAACGCCCUGAGCUCUCUGUGGGGGAAACUGGCCUCCGAGAUCCUGAUGCAGAACUGGGAAGCAGCCAUGGAGGACCUCACCCGACUACGGGAGACAAUUGACAACAAUUCCGUGAGCUCUCCACUCCAGUCACUCCAGCAGAGGACGUGGCUCAUCCACUGGUCCCUUUUUGUCUUCUUCAACCACCCCAAAGGCAGGGACAACAUCAUCGAGCUCUUCCUCUACCAGCCUCAGUAUCUGAAUGCCAUCCAGACAAUGUGCCCACACAUCCUGCGAUACCUCACAACCGCAGUCAUCACCAACAAAGAUGUGCGGAAGCGCCGACAAGUGCUGAAGGACUUGGUGAAAGUCAUCCAACAAGAGUCGUACACGUACAAAGACCCGAUCACAGAAUUUGUGGAGUGUCUCUACGUGAACUUUGACUUUGACAGCGCCCAGAAGAAACUCAGGGAGUGUGAGUCGGUCCUUGUGAACGACUUCUUCCUGGUCGCUUGCCUUGAGGAUUUCAUCGAGAAUGCCCGUCUCUUCAUCUUUGAGACCUUUUGUCGGAUUCAUCAGUGCAUCAGCAUCGGCAUGCUGGCUGACAAGCUCAACAUGACGCCCGAGGAAGCAGAGAGGUGGAUCGUCAACCUCAUCCGUAACGCCCGACUCGACGCCAAGAUUGACUCCAAACUGGGUCAUGUGGUGAUGGGAAACAACGCGGUGUCGCCGUACCAGCAGGUCAUCGAGAAGACCAAGAUUCUGUCCUUCCGCAGCCAGAUGUUGGCAAUGAAUAUUGAGAAGAAGUUGGCCCACAGCAACAGGAACGAGACUCCAAACUGGGCUGCUCAGGACACCAGCUUCUACUAAAAUGAAGACGAUUGUCCAGAGGAGAGAGACGAUGAAGCACCUUUAUUAUAGUAUUAUUAUUUUAUCCAUUCUUAUCUUGUUACUGAUAUUUCAACUCCUGCAACAGAAAACACAUUCUUAACUUAUUAUCAUUUGUUACACAUUAUUAUCCGCAUCUAAACCUACUUCCUUAUUUGAUAUUGGUUUGGUUAAUAUUACUAUUAUAUUAAACAUGUUUUUGCCUCUUA
Molecule: messenger RNA, 1584 nt
Organism: Solea senegalensis (Senegalese sole)
Lineage: Eukaryota; Metazoa; Chordata; Actinopteri; Pleuronectiformes; Soleidae
Gene: eif3eb
Product: eukaryotic translation initiation factor 3, subunit E, b
Exons: 13
Coding region: 17-1357 (446 amino acids)
Biological process (GO): translational initiation
Cellular component (GO): nucleus; eukaryotic translation initiation factor 3 complex; cytoplasm
Molecular function (GO): translation initiation factor activity
Source: RefSeq, a predicted model, not a curated record